Messenger RNA from Polyodon spathula (Mississippi paddlefish), 861 nucleotides. RefSeq names its product probable N-acetyltransferase camello. Gene Ontology annotation, molecular function: N-acetyltransferase activity. The record is from RefSeq and is a predicted model, not a curated record. NCBI's taxonomy places the organism in Eukaryota, Metazoa, Chordata, Actinopteri, Acipenseriformes, Polyodontidae.
UUUUUUUGAUAUAAUGAAUGUAUUUAUUUAUUUUUAUUCCAGGAAAACAUCAUGGCCAACUAUAGAAUCAGAAAAUGGGACAAAGAUUGUGAAGCAGUGAGGGAUAUAUUUGCUGCAGGCAUAAGAGAGCAUAUUCUAGCUAGAUUUGUGUACAUCCUGAAGCAGCCUCGGUUACAUCUAACCUUGAUGUUUGUGCUCUGUCUUCUGUUCCUGAUCACCGGAUCAUUUGUGCUUUCCAUCCUGGCAGUCGCCUUACCUCUAGCAGGAUUGCACCAGGCAUUCGACUAUAUAUAUAGCACUUACGUAGAGGCGACCUUGAAAGACGACCUGCUGGAUAUCAACAAAACAUACAUGAAGAACAAAGGCUCCUGCUUCUGGGUGGCAGAGAGUGAUGAUCAUGUGGUUGCUAUGAUUGCUGCCGUACCUUCCAGAGAAGAGCCAGGCGCCUUGGAGUUGAAGCGCAUGUCUGUGAGGAAGAACUACAGAGGUCUGGGCAUUGCCAAAGCGCUCUUCAGGGCUGUUUUGGACUUUGCACAUGCAAAUGGCUGCAAGGCAGUGGUGCUGGAGACGUCCCAUGUCCAGUAUGAUGCACAGAAGCUCUAUGAGAGCAUUGGUUAUAAAAAGAUCCGUCAAUUUGUUUUCCCAAUGCUCGUAGCCAAAAUGAUCAACUUCUCCAUACUAACAUAUAGAUAUGACUUUUCCCCCCAUAACUAAACAAUCAACCAGCAGUGAUUUAAAAUGUCUCCAGCACAAUGGUGGUGGGUUUUGGUCAUGAAUGAUCAAACAUCUGGAUAUCAGUAUAUUGACUCUCAGUGUCUCAGUAAAUAGCUACAUGUGAUCUGAACAUGAUUGGUUCCCUGA